AUGGCAGAUUUUUGGUAAACUACUGCAGAUAUGUUCAGUACUCUAAUUACUAAGCCAAUGAUGAAAGAAUAAUAUCUUAUUAAACCUCCAUUCAACUAUAUAUUUGAUAUCAUCUUGGAAACAUAUAAAAAAACAGGUUAUGCAAAGGGAUUAUACAAAAUUGAGGAAUGGGAUGACAAUUACUAUUAUAUUAAGGAGAGGAGGAUAUUCUUUUUGUAAAAAAUUAUUGAUUUAACAUCUUAACUUUAAAUGAAGAACUAUAAGCCAAACCUCACAAUAUACUGGAAGGCUUGGAACCCUAACAAACAAAUAUAUUAUUGUAAGCAAUUUACAGAGCAGCCGUUAGUGGUAAAUGUAGGAAAAUUUCAAUAUUUCUAGAUUCUAGCCGGCAUAGCAUCUUGUUCCGCAGUAUAAAAGAAGGAGAAAGUUAAAGGCAAGAAACAACUUAUAGAAUAACAAAACAUAGAUUCUCUCUAAUAAACCUAGACAAAAUUGAAUAGCAUAGUAGAUUAAUAAUUAGCAUAGAUUCAAGAAUUGGAGGAUUAAUUAGAAAAGAAUGCUGAUCCUAGUUUCGAUUAGAAAUAAUACUCUGAAUAAUUAUUUAAAAAAUAAUUAGAAUAACUUAAAAAUUCUGAAACCAAUAAAUGUGGAGUAUUUUGA
Molecule: messenger RNA, 660 nt
Organism: Paramecium tetraurelia
Lineage: Eukaryota; Ciliophora; Oligohymenophorea; Peniculida; Parameciidae
Exons: 3
Biological process (GO): cilium assembly; intraciliary transport; regulation of microtubule cytoskeleton organization
Cellular component (GO): axoneme; centrosome; ciliary basal body
Molecular function (GO): microtubule binding
Source: RefSeq, a predicted model, not a curated record